Molecule: messenger RNA, 1117 nt
Organism: Phragmites australis (common reed)
Lineage: Eukaryota; Viridiplantae; Streptophyta; Magnoliopsida; Poales; Poaceae
Product: protein TIC 20-I, chloroplastic-like
Exons: 3
Coding region: 175-981 (268 amino acids)
Source: RefSeq, a predicted model, not a curated record
CAACCGAGUCGACAAGAAAACCUGCUCCAUCCCAAUCCAACCCUUCCGCCGCAACUCCACCUUUCUUCCUCCUCUCAGUCGUCGUCCUCGUUGUUGCCACCCCGCUGGCGCGGAGCGAGGACCCAUCCGGACUCGGAUUGAAUCCUUCAUUUGUUGGUCCGCCGCUGCGCACGCAUGAUGUUUCCCUGUCAAGGAGUGGCUACGGCGAAUGCUCGUCCAUUUGGUAUUCCUGCCGUGAGCCGCUACGGUUCUCCCGCGAGGCCGUCUUCUCGUGCGAAGCCGGCGUUUCUGAGCCUGCGGGGUCCUGCAUUUCGUCAUGAGAAUAAAUCCUUCGCUUCGAGAGCUGGUGCAGAUUUUCACUGUCAUGCUAUAUCUUCGUCCUUUGCAAAAUAUGAUCCUAUUAAGGGCAUCAAGCCAUUGCUGUCAGCCCGCAGAUUGUGCCCAAGAACUCAAGUUUGUUGUCAAGCAUCUUUAUCGUCAUUCAGCUACCCUGAGUUGUCUUCCAAACCUAGAUGGUGGUGGAGGACCCUAGCAUGCGUACCCUAUCUUCUGCCACUGCACAACAUGUGGUCACAUGCAGACGCCAUCUACCAUCUUCAUCCAUACUUGCAAAGGUUUGGGCUGCUUUAUGCCUUCAUUGAUACGAUGGCUCUACUCCCUGGGUGGCUUUUCCUGGUGAUCUUCAUGACUAUAUACUUCUUUGUUGUGAGGCAGAAGUGGUCGCCACACUUCUUGCGGUUUCACAUCAUAUUGGCUAUUCUGCUUGAUACGGGCUCACAAGCUCUGGCCACCGCAUGCAACUGGAAUCCAAGCAUUGUUUUUCAGGGUAAACCAAUGGCGUAUUUCUGGAUGACAAUGGCCUUCAUUCAGAUCUUCACGGUUCUUGAGUGCAUGAGGUGUGCACUUUCAGGGGUUUAUCCUAACGUUCCAUUUAUAUCCCACGCAGCGUUCAUCCAUUCAGAUCUUAACCUGUUCAGGUAGUUGAUCAAUGCAAAAUUCAUUUUUUGGAAUAUAAGAGGAACUGAAGCUGUCUGAUAAGUAGGAGGUUUGGACCUGCCGAGACAGUAAAUUUUUGGGAACUUGCAUUCUGGAAUACAAGAGCUAGGAAAUUAGUGCU